UGCACCAGAUCACAUUUCUUAAUUGCUCUCUCCUCCAGCUGGGCUGACAAGCGCGAGUGAAGCUUGGAGAGGGAUUUUAGGUGGCGGCAGAGCGGAGCGGCAGAAGCGAGGGGAUAUACCCAACGGAAAUUGUAAACCAGUUGCAUCAGAUCUCGCCUGUGAUCCCAUGGAGGAGGAAGCGCGAAGCGAGAGCAGCAAUUACACUUCAGAGGACGAAGGAACCGAGGAUUACCGGCGAGGAGGGUACCAUGCUGUUAGGGUCGGCGACUCCUUUAAGCAGGGAACCUACGUCGUGCAGUCCAAGCUCGGAUGGGGCCACUUCUCCACUGUUUGGCUCGCAUGGGACACCGUCCACUCUAGGUAUGUGGCGCUUAAGGUGCAGAAGAGCGCACAACACUACACCGAGGCAGCCAUGGAUGAAAUCAAAAUCCUGAAGCAGAUUGCGGAUGGAGACCCGAGUGAUACCCAGUGUGUUGUGAAGCUUCUCGAUCACUUCAAGCAUUCGGGGCCGAACGGGCUCCAUGUCUGUAUGGUUUUUGAGUUUUUAGGAGACAAUCUUCUCACACUCAUCAAGUAUGCAGAUUACCGCGGUAUACCUCUUUCCAUGGUGAAGGAGAUUUGUAAAUACGUACUCACGGGGUUAAAUUAUUUACAUCAAAAUUUAUCAAUAAUACACACCGAUCUCAAACCAGAAAAUAUCCUUCUUCUAUCCACCAUCGACCCAGGAAAGGAUCCACGAAAAUCAACUGCUCCUCCUUACAUUCCCACCAUCAAGAAACCCGAGUCACCACUGAAGACAUCUGCUGCAUCCAAUGGUGAUCUGACGCGAAAUCAGAAGAAAAAAAUCCGACGAAAAGCAAAGCGUGCUGCGGCAGCCACAGUUGAUUGUGAGGAUGUUGCUAUAUCAGCUUCCGAUGGGACUCAGGAGAAGGUAGGUCCAUCCUUGAAAACAGAUGGUGAUGGCACAACCUGUAAUUUGCUAGGACAGACACAUAGAAGAGGAAGUCGAGGGACUAGGAAAAAGCUGGCAAUGGAGGUGGACCUAAGGUGCAAGCUGGUAGACUUUGGGAAUGCUUGUUGGACAUAUAAGCAGUUCACGAGUGAUAUCCAGACAAGGCAGUAUAGGUGCCCUGAGGUGCUCCUAGGUUCCAAGUACUCUACAUCUGCAGACUUGUGGUCAUUUGCCUGCAUCUGCUUUGAGCUAGCGACUGGAGAUGUGCUGUUUGAUCCACACAGUGGGGAGAACUAUGGUCGUGAUGAGGAUCACUUAGCACUCAUGAUGGAACUGCUUGGAAUGAUGCCUCGCAAGAUCGCGUUGGGCGGUCGCUAUUCCCGGGAGUUCUUCAACCGGCAUGGAGACUUGAGGCACAUCCAUCGCCUCCGAUUCUGGCCCUUGAACAAAGUUCUCAUCGAAAAAUAUGAGUUCAGCGAACCAGAUGCGAACGAAAUGGCCGAUUUCCUCGUACCCAUACUCGAUUUCGUUCCUGAAAAGAGACCCACCGCCUCUCAGCUUCUCCUCCACAAAUGGUUAGAUCCAGGUCCCAGAAUUCAACAACCAUCCGAUAAACUCCAGCCUUCUUCAGAUGAAACUGUUGUUUCAGAAAAGGAGAAGAGACAGCAGGAUGAAAGGGAAGCAAUGGAGGUAGGUUUGGGAAACAUAGCCAUUGAUGGAUCUUCUUCAAAGAAGAUGAAAGAUGAGAAUCAAUCCAGCAGCAGCAGUAGGCCUAAUAAGGCAGCCAUUACUUCUGCUCGGUAAUAUUUUCACACUUUUUUUUAAAUUAUUUUUCAUGUAGUUUAUCUAUGAUUUAGGGUUUGAUGCGGAAGGAGUGUGAAACGAAAGGUGUGAGAGGUUUGUGUUUCUAACAUAAGCAGCAGUUCUCGUUAGCGUAGUGGAGUGCUUGAAGUUUUUACUGGAACCGGAGGUUUUGUGGCUUGCUGGGUUGGGACAUUCUUACCAUAUAAUCAGAACGAUCAAUUCUUGGGACUUGGAAAGGGUAUGCACUUGAUUUAUUUGAUAUUUUUAUUAUUAUUUUUUUUCUAAUUGCUGCAUUCACAUA
This is a messenger RNA of Phalaenopsis equestris, 2057 nucleotides long. RefSeq names its product SRSF protein kinase 1-like. The transcript is spliced from 4 exons. NCBI's taxonomy places the organism in Eukaryota, Viridiplantae, Streptophyta, Magnoliopsida, Asparagales, Orchidaceae. Gene Ontology annotation, biological process: regulation of mRNA processing; spliceosomal complex assembly; protein phosphorylation. Gene Ontology annotation, molecular function: ATP binding; protein kinase activity. Bases 167 to 1756 code for a protein of 529 amino acids. The record is from RefSeq and is a predicted model, not a curated record.